This is a messenger RNA of Caenorhabditis auriculariae, 1053 nucleotides long. The record is from the annotation of a GenBank genome assembly. NCBI's taxonomy places the organism in Eukaryota, Metazoa, Nematoda, Chromadorea, Rhabditida, Rhabditidae.
AUGGAUUCGAGUUCGUUGUGUCUUCCGGAGAGCCAGCUUCGGCUGUCGGGCUCUUCCUUCGAAGCCUUCCUUUAUACGGCUCUUUUCCCUCCAAUCUGUCUUUUUGGCCUCAUUGGAAAUGGGCUCACCAUCAUGGUUCUGCUCAGCAACGACUUCAUGUCCAGGUUUCUUUCUUGUAAAUUAUCGAAUCGAUUGAGCAAAUCUAGACUAUGUAGACAGACAUUUAGACAGAGAAGAUUCAGCUUCUGGAAGCUUUACACUGAUUUCCCAGUUUUUUAAGCAGUUAUAUUUUGAAACUAUCAAGUUGUUCUCCACCUUUUAUGACUUUACUUUUGAACUCACCAUUCUAUUCCUUUUUCAGAGCAAACAUAUUCUUGACGUGCCUGGCGGUGUGCGACAUUUCUUUCCUGCUCUUGAUAAUUCCCCACUCGCUGGCCAACUUCGACGCGUUCGCCUUCAACUACACUUUCCGCUACCUUUACCUUCCAUCUAAAAUACACCUGAUCGCAUUUGCCAAUUGGAGUUCUGCGGUCGCAAUAUGGUUCUCGAGUCAACCUUCACUUCAAACAACAUUAGAAUCUUCAGGCUCGUCGUAGGCGUUUGUUUCGAAAGAGUGGUCGGCGUUAGGUCUCCACUGCACCAACUGACGACGCCUUCUAGGAGGAAAUUGAUUUCAGGUGGCAAUUUCAAGGUAUUUUAUUCUCAUUCUCGGCGGUUUCAGGCCUGGCCAUCCUGUUAUCUUCUUGCGCAGUUUUGACGUUCUACAAUCACGUUUCUCAUCAUUGUUUCAUCAAAUCUUUCUGCAACACCACGCAGAUCAUGGCCGUCUGCCUCGACGUGAACAUGAAUGUGUCAGUUUUUUUCUCCCCUGGUCAAAUUUAACUGCCGAGUUUUAGUUGGCCCGGAAAUCGAACAAAUUUCGCGCCACCGGCAUUACGGCUCUACGUGGCUUGGACCAGGGCGGCGAACGCGGUUUUUGUCGUUUUUCUACCUCUGAUCCUUCUGGUCACACUGAACGCCUUGCUACUCUACUAUGUGAAGAAAAGGUACUAA